This is a messenger RNA of Xyrichtys novacula (pearly razorfish), 7840 nucleotides long. NCBI's taxonomy places the organism in Eukaryota, Metazoa, Chordata, Actinopteri, Labriformes, Labridae. The record is from the annotation of a GenBank genome assembly.
AUGAAUGAAGAUCAGGUGAAUUACAUAAUCCAGGGAUGGGUAAGUCAGCUAUACUCAUCUACAAUACUUCAAUCAAGAUGAAGAAUCACUCUCAUUAUCACUUUAUUGUUUAUAUUUUUAUUAUACAUCAUCACUGUUUGGAUGAAACAUUGGCAAUGACUUUUUGGCAACAAAAUGAGCAAGAGCUGAUUGGUUUUUCUGCACAGUAAUGGGGUAUGGAUUUAAUGACUAAUCCAACAAUCAUGUUAUAAGUGGGUGUAUGCAGGGGGUAUUGGCAUCGAGUCUACAAGUCUCUGGAACCCACUGAAGUGAUGGACUCUCUCAACACUUACCGCCCCUUUGGUGUUGAAAUGAUUGUGGUGCAGAGAGCUGUCUCACACUUCUGUCAGGAAUCUCUCCUGGGUGUUAAGAUCUGUUGACUGGGGACAUGAUGCAUCAUUUAUCAUUCUCAUGAAACCACUGAGUGUUUCCUUGGGCCCUAUAGGUGGGGUUGUUGCCAUUCCUGGGGAGACUGUUUUCUUAAAAUUUACACAGCUGGCCUUCUCCUCUGGUGACACCCUAAGUAUGAGGAAUUCAAGAUGCUAUCAAUAGAAAUAUUUUAUGUGGUUGUGUUCAAAGUUGUGCAUCAAUUGUAUCUAGAGUACCCAUAAAUGUGUUAUGUAAGCAUUUAGCCAUUCCUAAGCUCGCAUUAACGCGUGACAAUUUUACACAAUACAACAGGGUCUGACUUAAAAACCAAACAGUCAAUCAUCAAGGUUGGUUUUUGACUAGCUGUUACAGGUUAACAGAUGUGUCUCAUCAUACUGUCAUUCCCUUGGAUUCCAAGUUGCUGAUCAAUCGAGACAAUCUAUCUUUUUAUGUUGAAACAACUUGUUAGCUGAAAUGCACCACAAUGAUUUUUAUAAAAGCAGCUAAACUUCUGAACUUGAACAUGGCAUCAGAGGAAAAUGUCAGCCAUGUAAAUAUGUUGAAUGAUUUAAAAAGCAGUAUUAUUUGUUCCUUUAAUGAAAUAAAGUGUGAUAAAGAAAUGUAAAAGAGUUUAAACUUGCAUUUCCUGCAGUCUAAAAGGUAGUUAACACAUGCUGAAUUGGUUUUUAAAGUGUUUUUUUUUUUUUUAAUUUCCUUUACAUUUUGGAAAUUCUAACCAUUGUGAUACAUUUUUUGCAAAUGCACAUAUUGGGGUCACUAUAAUUUAUUGCCGACCAUAGACUUACCUAAACUAUAACAGCACAAAAGGGCAGGAUACUUAUUUAAUUUAAUAUUCCUCCUCAUGAUCUAUGGUAGGAGUAAAACUCUGCACACUUCUGGAGCUGCUUUAAACUAUUCUGCUUCCAUCCUUUAUUUAGAGAGAUAAACCUCAAGGAGAUUUACAGCCAGAGGACUACCAGCAGUUCAAAGAUUUUGGAUCUGCUUGUCUCACUGGAGAUAAAAGUGCACAGCUCCUGACGUUCCUUCAGGAUAAGAAGAACCAGGUAUUUCCUCUCUACCACCAACACAUUUGACAUAGACAGCUUCUCUUUUUCGAGUGGCUGCGGUCAUACCUCAAAGAUAUGAAGUGACAGUAGAGUGACAGUGUUAAUCUGUCAAACACCAAUAUCAAAGCACAAACACAGUAACACCACAGCCUCCUGAGCAACAUCAGCCUCACAGUUAUUGAAGUGAAUAGCAGCAGAAGCCACUUUUCUGCAACUAUCUACUACAUUAACAUGCAGCCAGCUCUCAGUGCCUGCUGCAGCCUCUUGACCUGGAGGUGUGGGGAGGAAACAAGCAGAUAUUCAGUCAGAUUUCUCGCUCCACUGAUAACCCUCUUCAAUACCGCACUCCUCUAAGUGCCCUUGGUUGUCCCUUCUCUCCACACGCCACUCCACGCUCAGUUGUGAACAACAUACUUUUAAAGACGUGUGUUAUUUCUUACUUUUUUCUAAGACUGGAACAAUCUCAAGGGGCUGAUAUGACUAACAAAUCAGAAAUCUAUGGCUCUGUAUUUAGACAUAGAGAACCAGACUAGACACAAGUAACAUUAAUUGUGGUCAGAGCAAAUUGUGAGCAUCCAUGUUUGAUUGUCAGGACAGAAAACAUAUCAUGGUCAUCACUUAAUGUUAUUUGUGUAUUAAUGUAUGCGUUCAAGAAAUCCCCUCAAGUUGAGAUGCUUAGAUUUAGACAACCCACUCACAACACAGUAUCCCAUAUACUGUAUAUACUAUAUAGUAUGUCAGCUUUUAAACAGAUUGAUGUGGCUUGAAGAAGCAUAUUGCAUUACUACCUUUGUGCCUCUAUUGUUUAAAAACUGAUAUGCAUCUAUAACUGAGAAGUGUUCUUUUUUAAGAUCACAGGUGGUAAAAUCAGAGAAAUCUAAAAUGACCAUGCAAAGUUGUCAUAAAAUGAUGACAAAUACAAGAUUUUGCAGAUCAUAUUUGAGAACAAACUUUAUCUCUUGGUCAGGCUGUUUGUGAUAUUGAGAGACUGGGUGGAGAUGGUGGUGAUAUGGAGCAUGUUCUCAGGAUGUGUUUGGUAUCAAAAAACAUAUAUUGUAUAAAUGAAGAUAAUGGCAACAAAUUGUUAAUGCACUUAAAAUGCACAAAUAUUUACUUAGGGUAUCUUAGGCAUGUCUGUUUGAAUACAAAGCAAGACGUUUUAAAGAAGAAAGACAUGCAGAAGGAAAGAAACAGCCUGACUUAACUUCUCUUGUUACCACUGAAUAUAACUCUGCUCUCUUACACAUAGGGGCUUGUGAAGACCAUGGGGUGUGUUCUCAUUGAACCUCUUGUUAAAGAAGAGCUUAAAAAAGGGAAAAGUCUUGAUCACUGCCAGGCUGCCAUCACACAUCUGACGGGGGUAGGUACAGAAGAUUUAUCCAUACUACAGCAAGAUUUCUUUACACUGGCUUUAAAUAUUGUUUUAAUGUUUAGACCUGCAGCCCAAAUGAACUCCUACACAGCUUAGUUGGACUAACUGAAGACAUCAAUCCAGUCGCAAUUUCUGAUACCAUCAUAGCCCUGAUUCCACAUCUUCAAACAGGUGAUACGACCCACACAGAUUACAAAAACUUUCACGCUAAACAUGCUAACAUAACAUAUGGGUAGAGCCUUUAUCAUCCUUUGGUGUUCAAUGGCAGGUUAAAGAAAAGGCUGUGUCUCUGUUUUUGCUGAAAUAAUAGUGCAAAUAUCGUGACAAAGAUGCUUUCAUAGAAAAAUAGCUUUUUAAAAAAAUUCAAAUAUUACUUUGUCAAACAGUUCAAGAGCAGACUGCUGCCUAUCCAGCUGUGGCUGGUUAGGUAUGCAUAGCUUCCUAAUUUCACAAUGCCACCAUUGGGACUUAACUCAAAGCAUUAACUCAGCAUUGACUCUGUCAUUGAGCCUUUUAUAACUGCACAUACUUGACAGCAUAACACUGAAUUCAUAAUAUCAAAGAUAAGUGCAGAUCGAAUUGGCCAACACAUAUAAUCACCAGGCUCCAGACACAAAGCAUGAAGGGCUACAUUAACUCUAAUUAUACAUUACAGACAAAUGUAAACCCUGUUAGUAACAUGCCUUUCUUUUUAGUAAAACCUGAAAGUUCAACAUAUCAUUUCUUUAUGGCUUCAUUAGAUAAAGUUAAUCAUCUGUCAAUGGAAUUCAAGUGUUACGACUGUAGAUAUACUGGUUCACUGGGAAUAAGCAAGUAGUUAUUUUCAAGAAGUGGUGUUGGGCUCCCUCUGCUGUGCAUUAAUGUCAACUACAACCAUCCUCUCUUCAUAUAGUGCUUCUUCAGCUGAAGGACAGAAAGGCAGCAGGUUUGGGUUUGGCUCUCUCUGCUCUACAGAAGCAGCUGUCUCGGCUGCCUGUACCUUACACCCAGCAGCAGGAGGAGGCAGAUGAGUAUGGUGUGUGUCGCUGCUGCAACGCCUUGGUUGCAUUCACUCGACCAUUCAUGGAGGAGGUGAAAAGUAAAAAUGGAAACUGUGUUACAAACUCCGAGGAUGAGGAGAUGAGGACUGAGCUGCUGAAGUUGUAGGUUUCCAUCUUUACUAGGCAGAGUAAUGGGAUGUAACAAAUUAUUUAUUCUUUUUAUUUUAUCAGUUUUAAAUUCAAUGUUAUUCCUUUUCUAGCUGUAGCUAUGGUCAACAGAAGCCUUAAAAUUUUCCUUUAAGAAGUAAUCUCUGAGGAGAGGUAUGAUAUCAAAAUGUCAAAGUGUUAAUUCUGAUCAUCUGCAGCUGCAUGUGGAGCUUGAGUGAGCCUUUGCUUGAGGCAGAACUGAACCAGGACAGACAAACAUCACUGUGGCUCUUUGCAACAAAGAUCAUGGUAAACGCACAUUUUCUGUCAGUGGAAAACAGGUUGAACAACUAUUUUAGUUUGAUUUCUUCAUCUGAGUAAGACUGGGAUAAGUAUUCAAACAUAAUACCCUGAUAUUUAUUUGCACUGAAAUUGAUGAGUUUUUGAAGAUCUGCAACUUUUCUUAGGGACCAUUAUCAUCUCUGUGUAUCAUUUUUCCUUCAGGUCCUUCUACUUGCUAUCCAGCCACCACUGUCAGAGCUGCUGUUCUUUAACUCUGUGAAGAAAUGGGCCCAGACAGACAGCACUCAGUCUAAAGAGUCAAGAGCUUGCCUGGCUUAUCUACUCUUUGUUCAGCUCAUAUGUAUAGAUAGUUUUCCAGCAGUUUUCAGGUAUGGUAGGCAACUUUUGCUAUUGAAAGCAAUAAAUCUUCUCACUAAUGAUGCAUUAUUACACACAGAAAAACACUGUAAAUAUAAAUGUCAAUCAUACUCUCCCUGCAUCUAUAGUCCUGUGUUUGUUCUUCAAUGCAACAUGGAAAACAUCAAUCAGCUUCUCAGUAGGUAUGUCCUGGAAACAUGAAGUCAUCAUUUUACAUUGAUUGAUUUCUUUAUGUCUUUAAUGAUCUUUUUCUUUAACAGCAAAAAGGAAUCACACUUGCUCAAAGGACUGGUGAGGACACAUGAAUACCAAUGCAGAAAAAUUCACAGUAGAUUAAGUUAGGUAUGAAGCAGAGACUGGGAGUAAUUCUUCAGGGAUUUUGAUUGGUUGUUUCCUCUUAGGCAUUGUCUGCUAAGAGCUUGGAGAAUGUGCAGGACAACAGUCUUCCAGUAAGUCUGCUGGAGCUGAGGAGCUUCAGUAGCAUGCCACAGGUAAGACAUGAAAAUGCCUCUAAUAUGGAUGUUAUGAUAUGUAAGACUGGGAUAAGUAUUCAAACAUAAUGCCCUGAUAUUUUUUUGAAGAUCUGCAACUUUUAACACUGGCUGACCGAAGUAAAAUGUUAAAGUAAUUGAAAGAAAACUCCAAGACAGUUUGAAGGUAAUCUUGUAUAAAUGUAAAAAAAAACAAAAAACACAUUGAUGUUGAUAUUGAUCGGCUACGACAGGUUUGACCUAAAUAUCUGAACAACACCAACUAAUUUUGUGAUCUGCAGCUGUUGUUGAACUUCUACUUUUGACUAAUUACUGACUUGUGCUGUCCUUUAAUGAACAGAACCUGCGGCAAGUUCUCACUGACUGUCCUAUCAAACAUUUGGUGAGUGUUAAGCUUGAGCAGCUGCUUUUCAUCAUUCUUUCACAUGAUACUUAACCCAUAAGUUAACUAAUUAAUGUGACUAUGUCACUACCUUCCUUAGAGAGAAUCAGGACUGAAGGUCCUCCAGCUCUUCAUUAACAAAUUAGACACUGAAGCAAAAUACAAGUUCUUCAGGUAAGUCAUCAGGAGAAAGGAGCACAAAAUGUUUUUGUUUAAUAUACAGUACUUAUUACACUAGCCCUUUUAUAAACUGUAGCUGUUAGUUUCUAAUUAUCUUCUGAUUUACACUUUUUCUACAUCAUAUCAGUUUAUGGAUAAUAACCUACAAUGAUAGAAAGAUGCACAUGUUUAUUUACUUAACCACUGUGUAUCUUCUCUUGAAUUCUUCUUUUCAUUGCUGUAUAUUUCACACAUCUACUUGAGUCCUUUUUUUUUUUUACAGUUGUUUUAUAAUCUCUUGCAGGUACAUGUUAAAAACCAGCAACCACGCAGGAGUAGAGAGUUACAUCAUAAAAAAUAUACGAGAUCAGGUUGAGUUUUCUAUGCAGGUGAGAUGAAAUACAUUUGAUGUCUGACAAGAUUAAUUUUAAUAACCUGGUGAUUUUAUCUGACGGUGAUGAAGUAUGAUUUUCUCCCCUACAGCCAGGCAAUGCCAAUAAAUGGUUCCUGGGAGAGGACCUUCUCUCUUUGUUGGGGCAGGUGUUGUGUCUACCACAAGAGGCUAAUUCAGAUUUGCUAACCAAUAUGGACAAGUAAGUAUACCCCAAUUUUUGCUAUGCUAGAGGCAAUGCAGUCACACAGCCAAAGGCAUGCUGUUGUGUACAUUAAAGAUGCAACUUUAGACAUGUAUAUUUAGCAUGUUUUGGCCUUCAUUGACAGUAAAAAACAUAUGCAGCUGAAAUAAUAGCUGUAUUUCUUUGAAUGUGAAGCACCUUAUGUAUAAACAUAGUAUGAGUGUUUACACUGCAAGGCUGGAGGGCUUUUACCAUAUCAGUCCUUUUGUACUGGAAAUGUAGUAAAUGAUCAAACUAAAUAUUUCCUGUGAUGGCUUUAUUUGAAACUUAUUUUGGUCCUGCACAGCCUUUUACAAAUUUUCUUAGGGACCAUUAUUGUAUUUGCUCUUGAUAUGUACGUCGAAGCUCUGUAAAUAAUGGUUGCUGCUUAAUGAUACCCACCAUGAAGCUGGUCAAUUAUGCAAAAGCCCAAGUCAAGUUAAGAUAUAGUGAAAAUCUUUGGCUUUUUGCAAUUUUGACGUUAGUGCAGCAAUUUAAAUACAAAGGCUAAAUCAUUGCGGAAGAAGGACACUUGAUCCAGACUGAGAAAUUUAGCAAUGCCCUGUCUGUUUUUUCCAGAAUAAUGGAGAGUUUAAAUCUUCUACGCUACCUACUUCUCAGAGACAAAGAACUAAAGAACAAAGUAAGUCAUUCAAACUUGAAACUUUCACCAACCAUUUGUACAAGUUUAUGCAGAAAGCUAAUCUACUUCCACCUUUAGACAGGUGUGUGGGAAGAGCUGUGCAGGAUCAAGGAUGAAUACCUCAAAAUGCUGCGUGUGUGUGUCAGCAUAUCAAGAGGAUAUUAUUCUGCUGAGCUGAAAGCACUGAGGGAGGAUCAGAAGCUAAAGGCAAAAGGUAGGUAUUAUCUGCUUUCCUGUAUGGUGAAAUAAUGCUACAAUGGCAAAUGGAGACACUCUGCUACACUGUUUUCACCCUGAGAACAUUCUAUUUUCCUUUCCUAGAAGCCAGAGAUGCUGCUCGAUCAGCCAGAUUAGUAAAAAGCUUAGCUGUGAGACAUGAAAAAGUGCCCGACAUGUCCUCAGAAGUCCAGAACCAGGUACAGAAACAAUUUUUUCUCAUCGACUAAAAUUUGUUAACAAGUGUUUUCAGGACUUAAGCUGACUGCUGUCAUGUGUUGCAGGUGUUGCAGAGUGCUUUAGUGACUUUUGACCUGAUGGAAAGUCUUAUAUUCCGGAUUGAGGAGAUCACUGAAGAAAAACUCAAGGUUUACAGAUGAACUACUCUCUACAACUGCAAAUGAUCAAUGGUAUCCCUGUUCAGAAAACCAAACAUUGUAAAUAUUUAUUAGAACUAUCCUAGCAUUUUACCUUUAUCUGUACCAUCAUCAUAAGUAACCAUGAACAAGUUUGAUUGAAAAUUCAUCUUCAUCUUAAUUUUUUUCAAAAAGAAAUGAUGAUAUGGCAUCCUGAUAUGGGACUUCAUACACAUAUUAUCAAAAACUCACCUUUUGAUGGGAGAAUUGUCUGUUACUUCGACAAAUAUCUGAAGGAGUUCUAAAAUGUGUGAAUUAAUAUCAUUCUUUCAUCACUGUUCUUUG